CAAUUGACCGCACAGAAACAGUAACACGUUGAGUUGCAUAUAAGAGUUGUUUACUAUUUUCUAAACUCAGUGGUGAAAAGCCAAUACAAUUGUCAUGUGGCAAGGCUAUAUAUUGAAAAUGUUCCUGUGGCUGUUCUUCCUGGGACAAAUUUUGACAGUUCCGGUUCCCAGCAAGUCUUUGGAGGUUUCUGGAUUAUUAGGCGAAGGAGAACUUUUUAAGAAUAUGGAACAAUCGCUUAAGUUUAUCGUUCCCGGCUUUUUAAAUUCGGAGUCGCAGAAUUAUUACAAUAAUUUACGCCUAGUAGAAUUAUUUGAUCAGGAAGACGAAAAUUUUAAAAUCCUCCUUAAGCAUAUAGAAGAUGGACAUGCAAUGAAAGGACUUACGUUUAAUAUAUAUGAUGAUAACAUGAGAGAAACAACAAUAGCAUUGUUUCGAAUCUUUCAAACAGUUGACAAGGAGAAUUUAUAUAUUAUUAGAGACUGGGCACGUGAUAAUAUCAACAAAGAUAUGCUUGAUUAUGCUUGGCGACUAAUUUCACUAUACAGAAUCGAUGCCUAUUCUAAAGAAAAUGAUCCACCCUUCAUUAGUAAGCCCAACUACUAUAUAAAUAGUGAAGCCAUUAUUAAAGCAUUUCAAUUAAAAAGCAAAACUGACAAGUUUGAUUCUGAAGAUGCAAAAAUAAAUCAAAUAUAUAAAGAAAAUGACAAUAUUAUUAUAAAUGCAAACUAUUCAAGUUGGAAUUUGAUAAACGAUGGAUGCGAUGGAGAUGUGGACUAUUUCAGGGAGGACAUUGGAUUGAAUUCUUAUUAUUACGGUGUUCAUCUUAAAUUCCCAUUUUGGAUGAGCAAUGAUGAACUCUCUGCAGUGGAUACAAGAUAUGCUGAACAAUAUUACUAUAUUCAUCAGCAGCUUCUAGCAAGAUAUAGUUUGGAGAAGGAACAUUUACGCGUUAGAAAUAUGUCAAGCGACUCUAAUUGUUUCCGAGAUUAUAAUCCGUAUUUAUUGCAUGAUAAUGGACUUCCGUUCCCCACAAGAUCUUCAAUUUUGCCUCAGUGGAGUGACGAACAGGCUCGCAUUAAAGCAAUAGAUAUCGCCAUUAGAGAAUGCAUUUCUAGAGGAGUAAUUUAUAUGGACAAUGGAACUAAAAUUUCAUUGACAGAAGAUAAUUACAUUGAUUUGUUGGCCAAACUAAUAAGAGCCAAUUUCGAUGGUGUAGAAACAGCUAAAAUUGUCAAAUCACUUUUUGGAUAUGGAGGAAGUGGCUAUCCUAAAGACAGAUAUAAUCCUUCCCCAUCAGUACUACACAAUCCGCAAACAACUUUACGAGACCCUUUAUACUGGCAGAUGAUUCAAGCACUUCUAAAAUAUUUUAAAGAAUUUUCAAGUACGCUGUCACCAUUCGAUUUUUCAAAAUACGAAACAGAUAAUAUCAAUAUUAUUGAUACUAGUUUUGAUAAAAUAACAACGUAUUUUGAUUACUAUCAGAUGAGUUUAAUGAAACUUUUUUACAAUGAUGAUAAUUCAAAGAAUUCUAAAAUAAUGUAUUCAGCUAGACAGAAAAGAUUGAAACAUACACCAUUUACAUUUAACUUUACCAUAGAAUCAAAAAUAAAUGACAAUGCUAUAAUCAAAUUAUUUUUAGGUCCCGAAUGUGACAGAAAUGAGUGCUGGGAACAGCAUUCAAAAUUUUAUGAAUUAGAUUCCUUUGUAUUCAAACUCAAAAAAGGCUUAAAUGUAGUUAGUUGGAAUCCAGAAGCAUCUGAGAGAUUUUCGUUUGAUGAUUAUUACAACAAGAAUCUCGUGUACGCCAAGAAAAAUAAGUUCAAUCUUUUUAUGUUCCCAGAAAGUUUAAUUUUACCCAAGGGCUUAGAAGAAGGGUUAAAUAUGACCCUGUUUACUAUAGUAAUACCUUCUUAUGAUUCCUAUAAUAGUAGUGAAUCUAAUCUAAACCCUUUGCCUUUAGGAUUCCCUUUUCAUAGACAAGCUAUUAUUGAUGAAAAGUCAAAAGGCAGCAAUUAUGUUUUCAAUAAAAUUUCAAUCUACCACCAAAAGAUUGCCAGUAAUUAUUUAGGUUUCUAUUCUACUAACUUACAUUGAUAGCCUAGUGAUGUAUUAAGAUCAAUUAGAUUCUUUAUAAAUAAGCUUAGCUGUAUGGUUGGCAUUAACUAAAGUUGUUAAUUAGUAUUAAAUGAAAUAAAAUUGAAA
Molecule: messenger RNA, 2206 nt
Organism: Zerene cesonia (dogface butterfly)
Lineage: Eukaryota; Metazoa; Arthropoda; Insecta; Lepidoptera; Pieridae
Product: arylphorin subunit alpha-like
Exons: 5
Coding region: 95-2098 (667 amino acids)
Source: RefSeq, a predicted model, not a curated record